AUGGAUCGCUUCAUCCAAAGAUCCAAACGCACUCAAAAUCUUUCUCCAGCAAACACUGCAAUAAUCGAUUCCAACGGGCGGCAAGCCUCCGAACCGCUGAAGAAGAAGGCUCGCAUUGGCGAGGUCAAGGACAGCGAUGCCGAAGACACAGAGCCAACCCCGGACUCAAUCACUGAGAUUGACGGGGACCUGUUGCUCCUCAAGGAGUCGUCUGGUUCGGAUGAGUCAACGUUAGAUCCGGAGCUGAGCGAUCACCACGCCUCCGAGCCGAGGCAUCAGACAGCCUUCGAGAGUUCCCUUCCCGCGGUAGCAACCGGCGAGAAAGCUGUCGAAGAGUAUGAGGUUUUGUGCGGGUCCCAGAUCUCCCAGAACGACGCAGAGGCCGCUUCGGCCAGGAUAGGCACCAAGCAGUGGGUUCGAGGAAGGAGCUCCAUCUAUGUCGACGCAUUCAAUCUAGCCCUGGACACCGUUUUAGAAGACGAGUCUCACCUCUUUGACGCAAAAGAAAAAUCUGUUUUUGAGCACUGGCGGAGCUUGGGCUACGAAGCUCAGUACCUGUGA
Messenger RNA from Thermothelomyces thermophilus ATCC 42464, 561 nucleotides. RefSeq lists its product as uncharacterized. The record is from RefSeq and is a predicted model, not a curated record. NCBI's taxonomy places the organism in Eukaryota, Fungi, Ascomycota, Sordariomycetes, Sordariales, Chaetomiaceae. The transcript has a single exon. The coding region runs from base 1 to 561 and encodes 186 amino acids.